Messenger RNA from Spodoptera littoralis (African cotton leafworm), 8448 nucleotides. NCBI's taxonomy places the organism in Eukaryota, Metazoa, Arthropoda, Insecta, Lepidoptera, Noctuidae. The record is from the annotation of a GenBank genome assembly.
AUGGGUUCGCAGACACUAGAGAUAUUACGCCAAGGUGUUUGGGCAUCGUUAACUGGGGGAUGGUUUUAUGAUCCUCAUCAGAAUUUGUUUUGCAACACUGUGCAUUUAUAUGUGUGGUUGUUCCUGCUAUGUUUGCCGUUUUCUAUCUACCUGUACUUCCCGCCAGCGAGUCUCGGUUGGAUCAUAUACUGUGCAUUGGUUGCGGUGCUAUUCGCCGGCCUGAAGCUGUUGAACCACGGCCUGCACCACAUGUACGACACCACCGAGUGCAUCAUCGUGCAGCCGCCCAGCGACCCCAACGCCACUGAGAACACUGCUCCUGACGAAGGCAUGGAGAUGCAAAUGCUGAAGUUGGGUGGAGCGCCGGCGACGGGGAGUGACAACGAGUCAGUCACUUCACUCGAGUACCACAAGCCUAAUAACAGCACUAUAGAUUUAAAAGUAGAUGUCCACCGAAAGAACAGUUCGGAGUCUAGUAUGGAAGACAGCGCCAUGUCUGCCAAGCAGACGGAGGCUGUGGCCGCCACCAAGUCGGACCUGUGCGUGGCGCAGGCCGCCGACAUGCCCGGCCCUUCCAAAACCCGUCCAGCUGCCAGGAGCCGAUCUAAAUCCGGCCACAGAAGGGAACGAACCUCCAAAAGGAGGACGCACGGUACCCGCAUCGACGAACUAAUAGGUGAAGCCUCUAGAAGUAACAGGGUCGAGAACAACUUGCCCGUUCAUAUGCUAGUCGACGAAGGCCCCUUCGCCAAAGUAAGUAGGCGGUACCACGAGUGCCCACAUCGUCGCGGAUCAAGUAACAAGGACUUUUUCAAAGAGUGGUUAUACCUCGACGGUAGCGAGGCUACCGGGGAACCUUAUCAGUCCAAGUUCGCUCGACAACUCAGCUCCGACUCGAGAGAUAACUCCGAGCCUAGCGUCGGUCCGCCGUCUCCUAAGAAGAGGACAGCUCACCGUCGGAGGUACGCUAACUACCCAGAUGAAAGUUGUACCAAGUCCGCAAUGGCGCUGGCAACACAGCAGUCCUCCAACAUGCGCAGGAACUCCAACUCCACGAUGUCCACUAUUCAGCUCCCACUUUUGAAUUCAACCGCACAACUUGUAUCGCAUAUGAGGAGGCACUCCAACAAUGCUGAUACUGGAUUCUUCGCCAGUGUAGAGCUUGGUGAAUACAUGAUGGUGAAGGCCGAAGCCCCAGCGGGCGAAACAGAAAAGAGUAAAGGAAAGAGUUCAGGAUUUAGAAGAAUUAAAAGCGCCGCGUUAGAAAUUGGGUGUCCACCUCCGAGUGUUUCGAACCUGUCCCCCCAUCCUAAUAGCGCAGAAACUAUCGGUGGUCAGAUGCUAAAGAACCCUAAAAGCGCAGUUAUUCCACCUCCUAGUAAAAGCUUAACUCGCGGUCCACAUUUAAAUCUGUACCCAAAGAAUGAAUCAGGAGAAGGAUGCAGCUACCCAUAUCUAACUUACGGCUCUGAAAUUGUGUACCCAAUCGCUGAAAUAUCUGAUGAGAUGCAAACAUCUCAGAAAGAAACUGACCUAGACUCGAGUGGAGAGAGCUACAGUGAUUACGAUGAUGAGAAGCAGUUCCGAGGCUUCGACUGGGACGCCGAGCAGUCACCAGCGAUGCGCUCCAGUGACUCUGACUACGAAAACAACGGAUCCAGGUCGCCAUUGCUUGACAGGCCCUCAGACGUGCGAGUGGUGCGGAGUAAAACUCACGGGGACAGCAAGAAGCACUGCUGCGAACGACACACAAACAAACAUAACUUGGACUGCCCCAACGACAAAAGUAAACCAGUAAGACUGAAAAAGCUUCCCAAACACGAGCCACAAUAUGAAGCUAAGCGUUCCGAUAGAGCAGCACCUCCUUGCUGCGAAUGUAAAACCAACAUCAAUCCUAACGUUGACUAUUUUGAAAAGGCCAGCGCUAGUUCCAAAGACUUAUUAAUAGAAAAAUCUAGUUUAGAGUCUAAUGAGGCCCAAGAGCAGCCCGAGAAACAAUCAGAAGACAAAAAAGUCGUCGAAAAGAAACCGUGGGACCACAAUAUCUGUAAUUCUAGCAGUAGCAGCGAUACUUACGUAGAGGGAGUGGCGAAAAUGUUUAAACCAGAAAAGAACAUUGCUCCCGAAACUGAGGAGUCGCAAGUAACUUGUGACAGCAGCCGUAGUGCCGACGAGCGCAGCGUGUACAGCCUGGACUGGCUCUUCGAGGAGGCCGACCUCGCCGGCUGCAAGGACGCAGGCGCCUGCGCGCUCUCUGAAGAUGUAUUGAACCAAAAACUAGCCAACGCCCUCGGCGAGUCGUCUUCCAAUGUUCCAAAAAACUUGGGAGCUAUACCAAAGCAGAUAAAAAACUUAGCGCGUUCGCGAGCUUCCUCGCAGAAGGAGAACAAGAAGAGAGAUUCUAAAAAAGAAAAAGAUGAGAAUCAAAAUGAAGAAGUAUCCUUCGACGCGGUGGAAGCUCAGGCUGCUUUGGUACAAGGGUUGGAAUGCUUGUUUGCGGCGACCAACGCCAACACUGUGGUGAUGCCGCCCACCAACCGGGACGAGCGCCAGCGCAGCCACAGGCAGAGCAUUCGGGGGGAGAGAGAGAAUUCGCACAAAACUAGGAAACGUUCCAUUGAAGAAGUAGCACAAACCUCUACCAACACCCUUCUUCCCACCUCCAUGCCUUUACUGGCAGCGUUCCUCAACUCCAGGGUGGACUUCGGACCUUGUUGCGCACCAGCGCACGCCGCGGCCAGCACCGAGCCAGCCCCGCCACAGAACGCGCAGGCUGCGGAGGAGGCCCCGCGGUUCAGGCCACUGAUGGAUAGAAACCAUAGGAACCGCAUUAGAAAAAUUAAACGUUCAACCCGACAGCGAAAUAAUCCUUCGCAUCAGAACAAUGCAAACAAAAGAAACAAGCAGCCAGCUCCGGACAGCUCCAAUAACUCUAAUAAUGUUCACUUUGCGACGUCAUUCGACGACACGACGGACGGUGCAAUACACUGCUUCAUGGACGAGUAUGGCAACUGGAUGUCGUACACCUUUGAUAAGAACAGUUCAGGUCGUGCACAGGCACAACCAAUUCCUUUACCGGAGAAGGAAGAUGGAAUGCGCAUUAACAGGGUCAAACCUAUCGAUAACCCCGACAACUCGCAAGAAACUGCCGGCGAAGGCAGCUGUGGCUCUCUAGAAUCUGAAGCUGGCAACAGUGAAAGUAUCCCCAAAACUAAACGCGGAGACAGCAUCGACCAAAGUUCCUCCAACCAGGGCAGUAACAACCCGCUCCUGUCGAGCAAUAACAAUGUGUCGGCCGUUGUACCCAUUAACACGAAUAAUGCCAACAAGCGGUUCUACGUGUUUGACGGAGGGACCGGCGCACACGCGGACCAACCGCGGUCCCCCGUGGCGUACGUCACUGACAGCUUGCUAGAACAAAUAGAGGCUGAGAGACAAUCGCGCAUGGGGCUACCGAGCAUGCAUAUAAACUUCCUCAUGAACCAGCAGAGGGCGCAACAGAUGGCUCAGCAACAAGCUGAGAACACAUACGCUAAUAUACCGAGCCUGAUGCCCUCGAUAGGCGAGGAGAGCGUAGAAAUAAACCUUAGGAGUAAAUUCUCUAAAUUAAUGGACGAAAUGGAGAAGGCGAAUCAGCCUAAACCAAAGAGUUAUUACAAAUUCAAACUUUCAAAAUGUUUUGAACUAAAAGUUACCAUGGACAGAUUGCAACUGAUGGCAUUGUUUGAUCGAAACUUGACGUUCAAGGAAACCUUUGUCACAAUAUUUCUGGCUGUGAUGGUGGCCGUGCUGGGUUCCAUGGUGUUGAACCUCGGCUUCUACAGGGAUAUAUACGCGUUUUGGUUUUGUUUCAUCAUGGCGGGCAGUCAGUACUCGCUACUAAAAAGUGUCCAGCCGGACUCCGCGUCACCAGUGCAUGGUUUCAACAAGAUGGUGGUGUUCUCUCGUCCCGUCUACUUCUGUAUCUGUACGGCACUAUUGUGCGGGGUACACAGUUACUUGGAACAAACAGCGCCCUUUACGGACGAGGACCACACGAGACGAAAACGAAGUGUAGACGUCACAAAACCUAUCACGAUAUACGGAUUUGAGAUGAAUGAAAGAGAUUUUUUACUCAUCAUUCAAUAUGUACUAUCAAAGUUCCUGUUAUUUUUUCCUUUGGCAUUCAGCUUAGGGUUAUUCCCUCAAGUGAACACAUUCCUCAUGUACUUCUUGGAGCAGAUAGACAUGCACGUCUUCGGUGGCAACGCGACGAGCAGCCUGAGCGCGGCCGUGUACUGCGUGCUGCGGUCCGUGGCCGCCAUCGGGGUGCUGUACGGGUUCGCGUACAGCGGGCUCGUCGAGGGGAAGAAAUCUCAGCACCAGAAGCACAACAUACUGUUCUCAAUAUUCUGCGGCCUCUUGGUGCCCAUAGCGUACCACCUGAGUCGCAGUGCGAGCGACUACACGCUCAUCUGGAACUUGAUAAAGAAACAUUUGUUGCCGCCGGAGUUGUACGUGAUACACACUCCGGAAUGUUCCCCGGAGACUGACAAGUCGGACCCCAACACGCUGACUGAAGACAAAAAGAACAAUUCAGAGAGUAAUAUAUCGAAACAGAAUUCUAUAGGAAGUUCAGCGUCUAAGAUCAACUUUAGUUCGGAGACGAAUAUUGCUAAGCAGAAGAGGUCUCAGACGUCGAGCGUUAGUUCGUUGAAGAUGGACCCUCGGGGAGGGGACACGAUGAACUCCACGAAUUCCCUGAAGGGUGAGGUGCCUACAGAAGAUGACAAGACCCAGGAUACAAGUACUACGAACGUGAAGGCAGACUCUGAGAAGCCGGACGAGGACAUGGAGGACCCGCUGCCGAAGAAGUUGCAGGCGACGGUGAACGCGCGGCUCAAGAACGACGUCAUCGUGUGCACCUUCCUCGGACUCUUCGUGUUCGGCCUGCACUGCACCACUGUCUUCACCACGCUACGGCCACAACUCAAUACGGCGCUAUGGAUAAUAGCGGGCGUGCUGGGCUGGGCGCUGCACUACGCGGUCCCACAGCUGCGCAAGCAACAGCCGUGGCUGUGUCUGGCCGGGCCCGUGCUGCGCCAGCACGAGCACGCGCAGUUCGAGGUCACCGAGCCCGCCAGGCUCAUGUGCUUCGAGAAGAUGUUCGUGUACCUGAGCUUCCUGGAGCGCAACGUGCUGUACCCGGGCGUGGUGCUGGCGGCCACGUCGCAGGACGCGCCCGCGCUGGCCGCCAAGUACGGGGACGCCCUCGCCGCGCUCAUCGUGUGCGUCUGCGCACUCAAGUGUCUAAGAAACGCGUAUUCAGAGCCCGAGUCCCAGUACUUGAUCCUGGUGUUCGCAGUGCUCCUCUUCCAAAGAGACCUCAGCAGUCGCAAGAUAUCAGAGACUUUCCUCGUAGACUACUUCAUCACUGCCAUCAUCUUCAGCAAGGUCUACGAGUUCCUGCUCAAAGUGCAGUUCGUAGUGACAUACAUCGCGCCGUGGCAGAUCACGUGGGGGAGCGCGUUCCACGCGUUCGCGCAACCAUUCUCCGUGCCCCACUCCGCCAUGUUGUUCCUGCAGGCCGCCGUCUCCGCUCUGCUCUCCUCGCCACUCACCCCCGCACUCGGUAGUGCAAUAUUCAUGACAUCGUACGUGCGCCCCGUCAAGUUCUGGGAGCGCGACUACAACACGAAGCGAGUGGACCAGAGCAAUACGCGGCUCUCUUCUCAACUCGAGCGGAACUUAGGAGCUGACGAUAACAACCUGAAUUCAAUAUUCUACGAGCACCUGACUCGGUCGCUGCAGCACUACCUGUGUGGAGACCUCAUGCUCGGCCGGUGGGGACAGGUCCAGCAGGGAGACUGCUUCGUAUUAGCAUCAGACUACCUAAAUUGCCUGGUCCACAUAGUAGAAAUGGGCAAUGGGCUGGUGUCCUUCCAGCUGAGAGGGCUAGAGUUCAGAGGGACCUACUGCCAACAGAGAGAGGUUGAGGCCAUCUCCGAAGGCCCUGAGGAGAGCAGUGAGGGUGUAUGCGGCGGGUCGUGGUGGUGCGGGGGGCGCGCGCUGUCGCUGGGCGCGAUGUGGGCGCUGCGUUGGUUGGCGUGGCAGUUGGUGGCGGCGCGGUAUGUGCUCGAGGGAUACUCCGUCUCCGACAACUCUGCCGUCUCCAUGCUGCAAGUCUUCGAGUUUCGGAAGGUGCUGCUCACUUAUUACGUCAAGAGUAUAAUCUACUACACCAUCCAGUCAGCUAAGUUAGAAGAAUGGCUAUCCUCACCAAUGAUAGCGGAGGCGUUAAAGCCAAUGAACGAGAGGAACUUUGUGGACUUGGACCCCAUAUUCAAUGUCAACUUAGAUGAAGAUUACGACUUUAGAGCUUCUGGUAUUACCAGGAGUCGUUUCUGCGCGGUGUACGGGGAGUGGAUCGCGUACUGCGGCGCGCGGCGCGGCGCGGGCUGGCGGCGGCGCGGGCCGGCGGGCGCGGCGGGGGGCGCCGGCCCGGGCGCCGCGCUCACCACGCUGUGCUUCGCGCUCAGUCUGCUCGGCCGCCGCGCGCUCGCCGCCGCGCAGCAUCUCUCCGCCUCCAGCGUGGAGUUCUUCCUAUACGGCCUACACUCGCUAUUCAAGGGCGACUUCCGCAUCACAUGCGCGCGCGACGAGUGGGUGUUCACCGACAUGUCCCUGCUGCACUCCGUCCUGGCGCCCGCCAUACGGAUGGCGCUUAAACUACACCAGGACCACUUCAUGUUCCCUGAAGAGUAUUGCAGCAGUUCAGCUCUGUACUGCGCCAUAGCGUCCCACGCCCAGCGCCUCGUCAUCUGCCACGAGGCGGCCCCCGCCUGGAGGUACAACGUACUGCGGGGCGCGCCGCAUCUACUCGCACUCAGACACGUGGUGGACGAGGGUAACGACGAUUACAAGAUAAUAAUGCUGAACAAGCGCCACCUUGGAUUCCGAGUCAUCAAGCUCAACCGCGAGUGUGUACGCGGACUGUGGGCUGGACAGCAACAGGAACUGGUCUACCUCAGGAACAGGAACCCUGAACGAGGGUCUAUUCAGAACGCUAAACAGGCUCUCCGCAACAUAAUAAACUCGUCGUGCGACCAGCCCAUAGGCUACCCAAUCUACGUGUCCCCGCUGACGACAUCGUACGCCGACACGUCCCCCCAGCUGUGCGAGCUACUGGGCGGCCCGCUCACGGUCUCCGCCAUACGACAGCGCCUGGCCGCCGCCUGGAGACGAAUCCGUCGUCGUUGCGGCGAGGGCUGUUCGUCUGGCGGCGCGGGCGGCGCGUGCGACGCGGCGGCGGCCGAGGCGGGCGCGGCGCGGGCCAACACGCCCAGGCACAACGCGCUGCAUCUCUCCAGGACCUCGCUCGCGGGCACACGCGGUAGCUUAGCCAGUGCGGGCAAACCGACGUCGUCUACUCUAGCGUCCCUGGCCGGACUACUGCGGGACCAUUCUCACGAUAGACCGAUAGACCGCACGCACGAUGACUCCGCCGCGAGUGGAGUGGCGGCGGCGGGCGGGGGCGCGGGGGGCGCGCCGCGACCCGCCGAGCGCAGGGGGCGACCGCGCGCUGCGGGGAAGGAGGGGCGCCAGAGCGGGCGUGGCAUGCGUCGCGCGGCGCCGGCGUCGUUCCGUCUGCUGGGCGCGGCCGACGCCAUGCGGCUCGAGCCCGCCGCAUGCUCCUCGCAUCCCAACGACGACACGCAGAGUGCGGCGGGCAGUAACUGGGAGUGCGCGUGGCGAGACCAACCGAGGCGGGCCGCUAGUGCUAAGGUAUCCAGCAGUAGAGGAGGUCCAAGCGCCGAGUCAUCUCUGGAGGACCUGACGCUGACCCCGACAGGUCUGGACCUGUCUCUGCCGGACUGUAAGAUCAUCGCCAACAGAAACGCCAGGUACUAUGUCAAUGAAAUGACUCCGAAAGACUUGUCGAAACUCAGUAAAGAGAUUCGACACGAAAGGGAGAGCUAUAGAGAGCUAACAGGCCGCUACAUUGAGAAACCUGAAGCUAUACCUCUAAAGGAAACCCACUAUUCAGACUUAUCAAACAAAGAAUCGAUACUCAAGAAAGAAGCUAAAAAGGACUCUAAAGCCAAAGAAAUAAAGACUAAAAUUAAACGGUCGGACUCUGGUAGGAGUGAGUUAAAAGUGAAUGUCAGUGUGGGCAGUAAGGUGUUGAUAAUAGAGCCGUUGGGAGUGUACGACUGUAUCAACCUGGGCAGGAGGAUCGACGUACAGUGGCCCUCCGAGGCGGAGAGGGAGCGGGGCGGACGCAACUACUGGGGGACUUGGGUGCCCCUCGCCGGGAUGGACGGACUGGUGGUACACAAAUGGACGCCCAACCACAGAGACCCCAAGCUCCGCUCCCACGUGGACAAGAGCAUACUACUUAUACAAAUUGAUGACAAAUUCGUACCCAUAGCCGAAAACUGCGUACAAGACCUCGGCGAUGAAGUCUGA